Messenger RNA from Laetiporus sulphureus 93-53, 1383 nucleotides. Its product is annotated as MFS general substrate transporter. Gene Ontology annotation, molecular function: transmembrane transporter activity. NCBI's taxonomy places the organism in Eukaryota, Fungi, Basidiomycota, Agaricomycetes, Polyporales, Laetiporaceae. Gene Ontology annotation, cellular component: membrane. The record is from RefSeq and is a predicted model, not a curated record. The transcript is spliced from 7 exons. Gene Ontology annotation, biological process: transmembrane transport. Bases 1 to 1383 code for a protein of 460 amino acids.
AUGGCUGACAAAGAGUCUGUCGAGGACCCGCCCGACCCUCCCAACAUCCCCCCAGAGCUCGACCCGCAUAACUGGACAAAGCGGCGCAAAUGGGUCAACGUCGGGCUGGUCGCUGCACAAGCGAUCGUGACGCCCGUGUGCAGCACGCUUCUCGCUGUGGGCGCCCUCCAGGUAGACGAGGAGAUGCAUGUCACCAGCUCGUACGUCUCCGCGCUGCCUGUCGCUCUGUUCGUCCUUGGGAUGGGCCUGGGUCCGCUAUUCCUUGCUCCUCUGAGCGAGAUAUUUGGACGAAAGAUCAUCUACAUAACGUUCUUCGGGAUAUUCGCCCUCCUGAACGUCGGAUGCGCUCUGGUGCACGACAUAGCCAGCCUCGUCAUCUUACGAUUCCUCACAGGCUUGGUUGGAAGUGCCGGGUCUGCGUUGGGUGGAGGGACCAUCGGCGACAUGUUCACACGUGAAGAACGAGGAGGAGCACAGGCGAUUUACGGCUUUGGACCGACCUUUGGUCCUGCCAUAGGCGGCCUCAUCGGCGGGUACAUCGCAGACCGCGCAGGCUGGCGCUGGCAAAUGUGGGCUAUCGCCAUAACCGCUGGCGUGACAACUAUGUUUUCGUUCUUCUUCCUCCGCGAGACCUACGCUCCAUACAUCCUCGCACGCACGCAGGGCAAGCGCUACGCACCCACCACUAUUGGGUUCUACCACAGCAUCACCCGGCCGAUCCGGAUGUUGCUCUUCGCGCCCAUCGUGACGACGAUGGCAUUGUACAUGGCGCUCAUCUACGGCAUAUUGUAUCUGCAUAUCGUCACCAUUCCCUUAUUGUUCGGACCCACGCCAUUGUACGGUCUGUUCACCUAUCGGUGGCACGAUGGGAACGAAGGCCUUGCCUACCUCGGUGCAGGUUCUGGCUGCUAUAUCUCCAUCUUCUUCUGCAUCGUCACACUUAAUCGCAGUUACCGCUGGCUCUGCAAGAAGUACGAUACCCAAAAGCCCGAGUUUCGCAUGCCGGCCAUGCAGCUCGGCAUGCUGCUUGUGCCAGGUGGGCUGUUCAUGUACGGCUGGGCAGCACAGGCGCAAGUCUACUUCCUCGUGCCACUGAUCGGUGCAUGCAUCUUCGCGUCGGGAAUGAUGCUCACAUAUGUGUGCAUCCAAACCUACCUCGUCGAUGCCUUCCCGCAGUACGCAGCCUCCGCGAUAGCAGCAAUCAUCGUGCUUCGCUGCAUAUUCGGGACAAUCCUCAGCAUCUUCGGCGCAAAGCUGUACGAGAGCCUCGGAUACGGAUGGGGAAUGAGCUUGCUAGCAUUCAUCUCAAUAGCAGCACUCCCGAUCCCGUUCCUUUUCUGGACAUUCGGAGAGAGGCUGCGUGCGCAUCCGUUCAUUGCGUGA